AUGGCUGCUAGCGAGUCGGGGUGCGCGGCCCCGUCUCCGCUUUCGCACGCGCAGGCAGAAGUCCGGCCUGCGCGGCGCAGAGAGUCGAGCGAAAAGCUGACGCUCGAGGAGAUUCUUCAGCAGGAGCUCUCCGACGACGAGGAGUUCGACAGGCUGAUCCUCGACAGCAGUCGACCCCCCGGGGGUGCGACGCGGCCAGCUGGCUACGGGCGAGUGGAGGAGACUUGGGCGGCGAGCCGAGCCACAGCUGUCUCCGGAUACGGUCUCGGGAACGGUGUCGCACGUGCCCACGCGCUCGCCGUCGACGAGCGAGAAGAUCGAGAUGAGCAAGAAGUGCCGCUCCCGAGGCAGACGACGUAUCGCGCGCACGACGCGGCGUCUGCACACCCCGCAGGCCGCGCGACACCCGCUUGCGCUGCGUCGGACUCUCCAUGUCAGACGGGCUCAGACUUGUCUUUCUCGGCUUCUCGCGUUCGCGCAGAAGAGAGGGGAGAGUCUGGGAGCGGCGGCGAGGCGUGCGCCAAGUCGCGGUUCGCAGGGACUACGCGGACAGUUGAAGAAAUUCUGAGGGACGUCGAAGAAGAGGACGAAGAGUGGCUCAGCACACUCCUUCCUCAAGUUGCACUCCCGACGACGACCGGGGGCUCCACUUGCGGCCUCUACACACCACCCAACGGUCAGGGUCGCCAGCAGUCAAGCGAAGGUGCGAGAAGAGACAGUGGCGACGACGGCGGCGCGGGUUGGCGGUCCCCGCACAGGCCUGCCUCGGCCUCCGCAUCGCGCGUGACGAGCUCCCAGCGGCCAUCAGCGGGCUCUCACCGCGGCGCGACCGCGAGAGACGACUCGUGGCGAACUCCAGGCGCCGCGUCCCGACUGUGCCCGAGCACCCGCUCGCCUAGACGCGGGGCGAGACGGAGCUCAUUGUCUUCUGUUUCCUCGUCGUCCUGUUCGUGCGACGCCUCUCCUUCGCGGCGCGGCGCCGCUGGAGAAGAGGGCGUCUCCGGCACCGAGACCCCGUUGUCUUCCUCAGCAGUCUCUUCUUCUGGCUCUUCCGCACGAUCUUCGCGCGCCACAUCGGUCCUCUCAGACAGCGCAGACGCGCCGUCUUCCUGCGAGGAGAGCCAGGGGCAGCUCCGCUCCAGGCCGCGGCGGACGGGCGGUCUCCUUGCCCCCAUGACCUCGCCUCCGCUGCCCUCGUCUCUCGCGUCUUCGCUGCAGCUGCUUCGCGACUCUCCUCUGCGCUGGACAUGCAGAAGCAGCGCGGCUCUCUGGGGCGGUGCCGCGGCGCGCAAAGCGGCACGGGUCCUUGCGGAGGAGGACGAAGCCGCGGAGGUGGGCAGGCCAGACGCCCGCGGGCACCUUGACCCGCAGCGGGGGCUGGCGGCCCUCAAGCAGAAGGCCCGAGGCAGCGAAAUCGCGCGCAGGUCGCCAGAAGGGAGAGCAAGGGGGCGAAGUAGGCAGCGCGACGCGAUACCCGCGCCGCUUGAGGAAGCAGCCCUCAACAGUCUCGGCCUCGCGCCUUUCAAUGAGGAGCCGCCGACGACCAGGAAGGGGGCGGAAUGCCAGAGGCGACAGGAAAAGCCGGCGACGUGGAGACACGGAGACGAAAGUCACCAGGGCGGACCCGCGGAAGACUUCGAGACCCCCGAGAAGACGUUGGAGAUAGUGCGGGCGCCCACCGACAAGGCGACGGGCGUGUUCGAUACCAUUGCGCAGGGAUUCUCGUCGCUGCAGUCCCUCGUCGCCUCAGUGGGAUUUCCCACGUGCUUCCACAGCGUGCAGAAUCUGCUAAGCAUCGGCACGUCCCGCGGGUUCGCGUUGCUGGUGGAUGUGCACGCGCUGCCCGCCCUACCGGAGACCCCCGACGCGCGGCGAAGCUUCUUCGCGUCCUUCUUCGCGUCGCCACAGGCCUUUCCGCUCUUCCUGCCUCCUCUUGAAUCGGCUGACGCGCACGCUGCGCCUGGCGCGAUUGGUGCGCCUGGCGCCGCAGACGCGGGCACGUCGGCCUUUCUGUCUGUGGAACUGGGUGAGGUCGCGGCGACGUGUGCGCCGGAGGAGGCCAAGGUGGGCGCCGUGGCCUCGAUUGCGCUCGCCGAAAACCUCCGCUUCCUCCUCGUGGGCUACAAGAGCGGCACCGUCGCGCUGUAUGAAAUCCACUCGAGCAAGGUGCAGCGACUGCCCCUGCCGCCUGGGUGUACGUACACCCCGCCGGACGCGUGGGGCGAGGCGGCUGCGUCAGAGACGAAGGCCGAGCGCGUGCCUCUUCUGCGCGGCUACCAGGCGACGCUGGUCGCGCUCUCGAAGGACUCUGCAGGCUCAAGUCUGGCGCCCGCCGCGGAGAACGACGGAGGCGGGCGGCCGCCGGGCGACGGGAUGCCGCGGCGCGACCCGUUUUCGUCCGCUCAAAGCUCUGGCGAGCCUCAGGCGAAGAAGAGCGGGAGAGAGGCGACGGACUCGAAAAGCAGCAGCAGCGUUUGUUGCCUGCGGUUUCUCACGGAGGCGACUCUGCGCGGGGCCACUGGAGGGAGAAGCGCGGCGGCGGUCUCGCAGGCGCCCGUGGCGACUCCGGGGGGCGGUGCCUCGUUCUACGGCUCAGACUUGUGGCCUGUGCCCUCUCUAGGCCGAGCGAGUGUGCUGCCUUCUGGCGCCCUCGCCGUUGCUCUAGCCGCCGACGAGCGCGGCGAUUUGUUUGUCAUCUCCUUCCAGAAGACCUUUCUCUCCGUGGCCUGCGACCGCAGGUGCGUCACCACGGGCAUUCGCUCCCUCGGCGCCAUCAUCGACAUCCGCGUGCUGCCUGCGCCGCCGCCACGAGUGUGUGCUCGGCCGUCCGCUGCGGAGUUCGCGGUGCGCGGGCUGCUAGGCGCCCGCGGACAGGCCUUUGAGGACGGUGUUGUGGGGGGGAGAGCGCGAGGCGAGGCGGGCGCGCGGGCCGCUCUCGAGAGAGGCAUCCGCUCCUUGCCGCUGCUGGGGCGCGCAAUACCUGGCAGCGCGGUACAUGGCGACCGGCGGGCGGGCAUCUUCGGCGGCACGGCCUCCCCGCCUGUGGACUCAGACGGUUUCCCUGAGGAUCCUCAUCCGGCGGACGAGGCUCAGAUCUUCGCAGUCGCCUGCAGCAACGCUGUGCUAAUCCUCAGGCUGCUGCCGCUGCCGGCGCUCGUCUAUCGCAUCGACCUCGUGGCGGGGUCGCUGUCGGCGCUCGGGCAGCAGGCGCGGAGUGAAGAGCCCGCGGGGGGGAGAGCCAGCGAGCGCAGAGGCAGCACAGAUUUGUCUACCCCGCGGAGUGCGCACGCGACGCACGGGGGGCGGCGGCGGCAGCUUUCGCAGACGCCUAGCUUCGCCAGCUCUCCGAGCGCCGCCGCAUCCUCACCCGUCGCCCCUUCGUCGCCCUCUGCCGGCGCGACUCUGCGCGGGGGGGAUGGAGAGCCGCGAACGGCGGCCGCCUGCUCGCAGGAAGCCAGUCACAAGCAGAGGCCGCAGACGUGUCUGCCUGACCUCCCCUGCGUGACCUGGCUGCGCGCGGCGUUCCGCCACCAGCGGCUGUUUGACAACCCGGUGCUCGCCGCCGGCCUCUCCUGCGAGAUUCAGCUCUUCGAGGUCAAGGCAGCGCCGCGGGGCGCCUCGGCGCCGCCGGGGAGUGGCGGCCUGGUCGUCGAGCCUGGUGCGUGCGUGUUUUCGGUGUCGCACCCCAUUCAGAGUCUGAUGGCAGUCCAAGACUCCGUUCUCUGCGUCCUCGACGCCGGCAACAUCCUCAGCGUCUAUCAGCUCAUGAGUGCAGCGGUGGACCCGCUCGCGUCCGCGCUCGCCUCGCCUCGCCCGCCGACCUCCUCCGUGGAGCUGCGCCUGCUGCAGCGCGUCGACGUCUCGCUCGCCAACCCGGUCUACUACCGCUUCACAGACAUCUCCCUCAUCACGCAGCUCGUGCGGCAGCAACGCGAGAAGCGGCGCGAGACGCGCAGAAGUUCGGGCGCGUCUCCCGGCUCGCCCUUCGCGUCGCCGCCCACCACGUCGCCCCUGUCGCGAGUCGCGUCCUCCGGGCAGAGCGCCUGGGGGGGGGUGGCGUACGGCCUUCUCGGCGUCGCCAGGCGGGACUCUGCAGCCCGUCGUCUCCUCGCUGGCGCCAAGGCCCAGACGCCGGAGGCCCGCCGCCAGCCCGGCUCGAAGGGCGCGAGCCGUGAGGCCGGCGGAGACACGAUUGGGGCCGGAAGUGCCGCGGAGGAGGCCGACGACGUCCUUCCAGUCUUCGCCGCCUCCUACGCGAACUCGCUCUGCCUCGGCUACGGAGGCGUUGCGCCCGCGAAGCCGCGACUGGCUGAGAUGCUGCUCGAUGCCCAGGAUGAGGGGGACUGGGGCGGGCGCGCCGGCGACGAAGCAGAGGGCGGAGAUCUCAGGCGGAGGCCCAGAGAAGGCCUCCGGUGCCCGGGAGACCAAGGCACGACCGAAAUCUGGGUUGUCGGGCUCGAGGGCCUCGUGGUCGUUCGCCUGCGGUCUUGGCUGGAAGUUCUCGAGGAGUUGCUCGCUGCGGGGCGCGGUCUGGAGGCGCUCGCCGUCCUGAAGUGUCUCUACGAUGGCCGCCUUCCGCCGCUGCUGUGCUUCUCGCCGCAUCGCGUCCUGCGCCAGCAGACGGCGGCCCUUCCUUCGCUCGCCGCGGCUGUUUCCCGCGGCUUCUGUCUGGCGACACUCAGGCACCGGCGUUGGUUUUCGUCUUUUCUCCCCUCGCUCCUCCCCGCGGCGCAGGCCACCGCACCCCCCGACAGGCUCUGGCGAGAGCUGGUCGCCCUGCUGGCGCGCUGCGUCUUUGAACUCGUCGCCAGUCUGCGUCUGUAUCCGCUCCUGAACGGCGUCGUCUUCCGCGCAUUCACCAAGCUCAUCGAUCAACUCGAGUCCGAGGGACAGCUCGCCUCGUCGCCCUCGCCCUCUUCCGGCGCCGGAGAUGAGGAGGCGUGCGCGGCGCUCGCGCCGGCGGAGCCCCCCGCUGGCGACAGCGUCCGUCAUAUUUUCUUCUCUCUGCUCAUUCGCUACCUCGUGCUGGGAGAGCUGCCGUCCGCCGCGCUUGAUCCCGACGUCGUCACCGCGCUCGUUCUGCAUCUCGAAGGCCAACUCGAGGGCGGCCUCUUGGGUGACAAGACUGCGGACGCGGCGGCGCCCGCAGACUGCGCCAAGAGAGAGAGGGGCAGCGACGACGAGGCCGCGCCGACGAGCCGAGCCACUCCCGGAGUCCUGCUGAGGCACCUAACGCGGUUUAUCGGCGACGACGCAGUGGAGGAAACCCCUCUUCUCGCGGCGCUCAUUGAGCUAGAGUCGGCGAUGAAGGCCACCCGCCCAGGGCCCAGCGACCGCGGAGAAGGACUGGAGCAAGUCGGGGUAGUGCGAGGCGAAACGGCGCACGCGGAAAGAGACCGCUCUGCUGCAGGUAUAAAUGAAGCCGCUGCGAAAGAGGAGGAAGCCGACGACGCGCAGUUCUCCCUUCUCCGGCCGCUGUACAUACACCUCGCAAUGGCGCCAGGGCGGGAAGGCCGCGCGACAGAAAGCGAAGGCGCGAAUCUGGACAUGACGCGCGUUGUAAGGGAGAAGUUGCUCAAAUACCGCCUGCUUCGACAUCUGCUUCAGUUUGUGCUCAUGCGCCUGUUCGGGAUCGAAAUGCACGAUUCGCCAGCCCACGCCCUCGCACCGUCGCCUGCACUCGAAGCCGGCCGUGUCGUCACGCCUGAGGCGGAGACGCCUGACAGUGUAGGCUGCGCGAACGCAGCAGGCGCAGCCGACCUUCUUCAGAUUCUCCAGCUGGUGUCUGUGCAUCGCGUGUGGCUGGGCGUGUGCCUAGCCUACAGCAGAGGCUUCGCGGACUUCCGCACACCUGUCGAGCUCCUGAUUGGCGACGCCUACCGCAUCCAGCACGCAGUCUUUAAAAAUUUCAUCCACCUGCUCCAGCAGUCUCUCUCGUGGCGAGGAGGCCCGUUGGGCGAGUCUGACGCUCUGCGGGGUGGCGCGGCUUCUGAGGCUGCGGCUGGCGAGCGCGGCGCGGGCGGGCGUGGAGAGACGCCGCUAAGCUCUCUCGGCUCGCUGCCUCUCUUUGUUCCGCCGCGCGACGUCGAGACGCUUCGCGCGACUCGGGAGGUGUUUUUCUUCCUCUUUUCGCUGUUUCUUGGUCUCCCCUAUCCGCUCCACGGAGGUCGGCGGCCACGUAGCCGUCGCGCUCGGCCGGGCCUGGCUGGAGCGGAGGGUGAGCUGCGCGACGAAGCACAUGACGCCGCCGACACGCAGCGUGCGCCUGCCGCGAGGGAAACGUGCGAUGAGUUCCUCUGGAGACAAAGCACCGGCGGGGAGGUGGACCUGCCGACAGCGCGUGAGCAUCUGAGAAGGAAACCGCCUUCGUGCUUCUCCGCGUCGCCUCUCGCGACCGUCCUGGACUACGUGUUCCGCCGCGCCACUGCGCCUCCGCCCAAGGCCCUCGCCGGUCGCCUCGACUUUCUUUUUUCACCCUCACUGUCGGCCGCGGAAGGAGGCGCGCCUGAGGUCGUCACGCGCGCGCCGGAGCCGCCUGGCUGGGGUAGUCCGCAAGUCUUCAAACGCCUCUUCAUGAUGUCGCCGCGAAUGACGUUUUCUCUCUUCUCGGCGCUUCUUCUCGCGUCUGCGUCCUCCGCCCUCACAAAUCCGGCUGCGCAAAAAGCGCUGCAGGCGCCGGACCUGAGUCCCGAGAUUGCCUCUGCUGCCGACGACGAGGCGCGGAGCUCAUCGACCCCUGGCGAUGAGGCACAGCCAGGCAACGCCGCAGCGGCGGAUGAGCCGCUCAGCAAAACCGAAAAAAGAGACUUUCCCCGCGCGCUGCUCGGCUUGCUACUUCCGGCGGUCGCGGACUGCAUCGUCGACGCGGCCUCGCUUCAUCAGACGUAUUUGAACGCCCUAGGGGCGCUGGGCGCUCGCCAGGGAGAGCCAGGCGGCAAAGGCGACAGAGGCGGCGACGACGGUCAACGCGGGUCGGGCGCGGAUUGCGCUGCAGAUAUGCUUUUGUCGGCGGUUGCUGCGUUGGAGGCGAUGGCGAGGGAGCAGCGGCGGACGCUGCAGGAGAUGCACGCGGUCCUGUGGCGUCUGUUUGUUGUGGGGGUGCUUUGCGUGCGAGACCAAGUCCUCGCGAGCGCCUCGCUGCGCUGCGAAGUCGUUCAGUUUUUCCUCUGCGACGCGCCUCCCAGCAUCAACCUCCUGCUGCCGCUCCUAAGCCGGCCGCUGCCGAACGCGUUGAAGCCUCAGCAGCUCCGCGCGAUGCUUCUGACCUCCUCGAUUCAGGCGCCCGCCGCCAUCGAGUUCGAAUCGUGCACCAGGAGAGCGGCCUCAGCCGCGGCAGCCACCUCGGCGCCGCGGUCGCCCUCCUUCGCCUGGGAUCAGGGCUUGCGCGAGGCGAUGCUGCUGGCGUGGCUCGAGAAGGAGGCGGACACGGCGUGGAGCGGCGCGCGGCUUCGCGGCGAGGGCGCUGAGGCGCGCGGGCGCAGCGCGGCUCGCGCCUUGAGCCUCUACGGGUCCCACAAGCUGUUGCUCAAGCGUUUCGGCUUCCUGCGGGCGGCAGCGCUCCUGUGCGAAGCCGAGAGAGACUACGAUGCGAGUCUGGCGCUGUGGAUUCGGCGUGCACGCAGCGGGACGUGCGCAGCAGACAGUGGCAGCGAAGCGGGGAAGGAAGACGCGCAGGCGCAGCGCCGGCGGGCGCCGCGUCGCCACCGAGGCGAAGGCAACGGGGGAGACGACGCGCGAGAGUGGGUCGAUGAGGAGGAUAGUCGCGACGUGUUCCGGUUCAUUCGCGAACUCGUACUUGAGGCGGAAAAGCCGAGCGGAGAGGAGGCCGAAAGGCCCCGAGGCUGCGCUCAGAUGGCGACGCCCUGGCGCCGCGAGCUCGUCGACUCUCUGAGCUUCCUUCGUGCGGUCUCGCGCCAUCUCGCCGACCUCGUGGAGCUCGACUGCGACAGCAGCGCGCGCCUCAUCUGCGAGAUCUUCAGACUGCAGCAGCAACGCGCGCUUGCGUCCUCUCGCUCGCGAACCCGCGCGAGUGAGCCUCGAGCGGCGGACGCUGCCGCCGCGGCUGCCGCGGCGCCUGGGCCCCGCGGAGGCGAGGGAGGCUCGCGGAGCGAGGAGGAGGCGCUCGCCAGAGGCGCGGGCUCCGCUCCUCGGAGUGACGCCCCGGCGAACAGCGUCGUGCUGUUUGAGAGCCCUGGCGCCAUCAUUGAUCUCCUCGAUGGGCACCCCAAGCUGCAGCUGCAGCUGCUUGAGGCGCUGAUGGCGGGGGGCGGCCGGCACGGCCCGUCCAGCGCGAAAGGCCGCACGGCGGAGGCCUCCUCUUUCUUCUCCUCUCCCGCGGAGCAGACAGCGUUCUUCCACAGUCAGUUCGUCAGGUACAUCCGUCUGCUCUGCCAGCACGACCCGCGACAAGUGUGUGCCGUCCUGCAGCAGCAGGAGCGGUUUCCCUUGGCGGCCUGUCUCCGCGUCUGCGAGGAGUUCCAAGUGCUGGAUGCGUGCGCGUAUCUCCUCGAGCGCACAGGCGACUUCCAGGGCAUCAUUCGUCUGUUUCAGCACGCCUUCUCGCAAGAUCUGGAUCGUCUGCGGUCGCUCUUUCUCGUCCCCUCCUUCGACAUUCUUCCAAUUCUCCGCGUCCUUCUGCCGCGCUACCCGCCCUCGCACCCGAUCCACAGCCUUGCGGCGGGCGCCGCGACGGACGACGAGACUCGCCGCCCAGAGGCGUGCUUUCCGUUUGCGUCGCACGCAAAGUCGCGUGGGGGCGACCGCCCAGCCGCGGGCGGGAGGCCUGGCGGGCGUCUCACCGGCAGGCGCGAGAGCGCGUCGAGUGCCUCCGGCCUCCGGGCGCCUCCGUUGGUCGGCGACGGCGACGGGCGAGGCGCGGCGCUCGCGGGCCUUCCUGGCGCCCGGGCGCCGCGCGCGAGCUGGGCAGCCAGUCGGGAGCGCGGGCCUCUCACAGGUGCCGAGGACGCCUCCGGCGUCGGUGGCAGGCCCCCCGAGGAGCUCUCAGACCUUCUGUUUCCCUUCUGUCCGCAGCGGCGACGCGACGGCGAGGCGCGCCGCGAAGAGCCCUCGCGGGACCGGACCGACGACGGCGGUGGGCUACCGCGGGGUGAGCGGGAGGGUGCGGAGAGACCUGGCUCCUGCGCCUUCGCCGACAGCCGGAGUAACGGGAGCUGUUUGGCCUCGGGUUUGGCCUUCGACGAGGAGGCCCCCGAGGGCGACACGCGGUGGGCGGGGAUCGCGGAGGUCGCGAGUCUCUUCCAGCUGGUGCAGAUCGCGAGUUGGGUUGGGCGGCGGAACGCGCACUUGCUCCACAAACAGCAGCUCGAAGACCUUUGGUUCUGUCUCCUCGCGCUCGUCGUCCGCGCGCAGCAAGCCUUCCCGCAGCUCCCGCAAGCCUCCGCCGCGUCGCCGGCAACCGCCGAGGCCUCGCGGGCGGGUUCUUCGCCUGGAAGAGACGCCGCCGCCCGGGGCGGCUCGAAGCGCGAGCGCAAAACGCUGCGCGGCCUCGUCUACGAGCUCGUCCUCUCGGAGCUCCUCUCCUGCAUCCUUCACGCUGGAGUCAUGGCCAUUUCCUCGCUGCCCGAGACUGUAAAGCGCAUCACCAAGACACACCGACACGCCCAGCUCGCUGUCUUUAAACGACCGCUAGCGAGCAUGCUGAGUGGGCUGUCUUACCAGCAGAGUCUGUUGGAUGCGUACUCGGCGCUGGCGAACGCGGACAUGUCUGCAUUGUUCAGUCAAGUCGAGGCGACGCGGCGCCGGGCGAUUGCGAUCAAAGUCUUCUCCGCGGGGAACGCGACCGCGUCGUUGUCUCCUCAAGCCGCCCUCACGUGUGCCGACUGCCGCGGUCACCUUCUUCUGCCGCCGCCCGCGAGCGCACUCGACGCGUUUCUCGCGCGCCAUCGAGCCGGGUCGUCGCACGCCGCGGCGGCGGCCUCCGCGCGUCCGACGGCGGCGGCGGCCUCGGGUCGCGCCGACGGCCGCCGAAGCGGAGCACAGGCCUAUUACGCCGCGACCGCGCGGGGCGAGGAGGCUCGCGGCAAGGGGGCGCCGACGGCGAGAUCCAGCCAAAGCGCCAUUGCCGCGUUCCCCUGCGGUCACGUCUUCCAUCUGGCGUGCCUGCGGGAGAAGGAGGGCGAGCAGGCGCCGGCGUGCGGCGCCUGCGUGGCGGUGCGUCUGAGCGGACUCGGCAAGGCGAGUCGCGAAAGUGGGCGAUGGAGGAAACGCGCCUUAGGAGACGCGUGA
Besnoitia besnoiti is the source of this 10245-nucleotide messenger RNA. RefSeq lists its product as uncharacterized. Gene Ontology annotation, cellular component: HOPS complex; late endosome. The record is from RefSeq and is a predicted model, not a curated record. The transcript is spliced from 11 exons. The coding region runs from base 1 to 10245 and encodes 3414 amino acids. Gene Ontology annotation, biological process: protein targeting to vacuole; endosomal vesicle fusion. NCBI's taxonomy places the organism in Eukaryota, Apicomplexa, Conoidasida, Eucoccidiorida, Sarcocystidae.